This is a messenger RNA of Pyrus x bretschneideri (Chinese white pear), 2310 nucleotides long. RefSeq lists its product as uncharacterized. Lineage: Eukaryota; Viridiplantae; Streptophyta; Magnoliopsida; Rosales; Rosaceae. Bases 200 to 2029 code for a protein of 609 amino acids. The record is from RefSeq and is a predicted model, not a curated record. The transcript is spliced from 2 exons.
CAGUUUCGAGGAAGACCGGCUGAAGCGCGAAUUUUCUUUCUUUACCCUUUAUAAGUCCUCGUAAGAAACUGCAAUCCCUCCAACUCUUGUAUCAAAACCAAACACACGGAAUAAAGUGCAUUGGGCUAUUCAACAAGGCUGAAUCAAUAACUAGCAUUCCGGAAUAAGUUACGACUGGGGAUUUGUUUCUGCGAUUUCAAUGUUCGUAUUUCCGAAACACUCUCCUGGGUCCAAUACCAGUUCUACUGAUGCUGCUGAUGUUGCUGAAUUACUCUUGAAUCUUUCGAUCUUCGGGUUCAGCCAACUCUCUGCCAGUGAUCAACAUGAGAAGACGAAAGAAAUGUACAAUAAGGUUGUUGAAGAUGUCAUUGUGGAGCAACUCCCGGAAGAAAGUGAAGAGGAUUUGAGAGUCAGAACAUUCACUGAGCUAUUCAAGAAACUUCCCUUCCCUGACCAGAAUCAUUUCCUGUCCACCGUUACAAAGAAAUUCAAGCGUGAGCGGCAAAUUGGCGAGUUGAUUUCUUGGUACAGUACUCAACUAGAUGCCAGUGAUCAGCAAGAGCUGAUUGGAGUUAUGGUUCAUGUUAAAGAUGAUGACGAGACAAUUACCAAUGAGGAUUUGAGGCUCAAAAGAUUUACACAGCUGUGUAGAGAUUACACCGAUUACGCUUAUAUGCAUCUUGUCGCCAUCAGGGAAGAAUAUGUUGAGAAACGAAAAGAUACACAGGAGACAUCUGGUAAUGAUCAAGUUUGUUCCGAUUGGCAAUCCCGUUUUGCUGAUUUUUUCUUGGGUUUCUCGAUUAUUUGGUUCGAGGGACAAGGCUCCUAUGGUCAGUGGCAGCUGAUUGAACAACUUUGUGAUGGAGUUAAAGGUGCUAUAAUUGAGAAACUUGAAGACGAAAGUGAGGCGGAUUACAGACUCAGAAGAUUCACAGAGCUAUGUAAGAGAGUGGUUGACUUCGGUGUCCAAGUUCAUUUCCUUGACAAAGUUGAACAGAAGCUGCUCCAACCACGAAGAUAUCUUCCGCACGGGGUGCUCCUUCAGCCUCAAGAUUCUGCAAGUGCUGCUGAAUUACUCUCGAAGCUCUCAAGUUUUGGGUUCAGCUUACUAUCCAUCGAUGACCAACAGGACAAGAUUAAGCAAAUCUCUAAUAAAUUUUCUGCUGAAGUUGUUAUAAUCGAUAGACUUGCAGGAGAAAGCGAGGAAGAUUUGAGAAAGAAAACAUUCACACAGUUGUUCAAUAAAGCUCCAGUCUCAGCGCGAGUUAAUUUAUUCAAGGAGUUAACGAAAAAAUUCUUUGGUGAAAGACGCUUGUGUGAGUCAAUUCUUCUGUUCAGGCAGCUUGGUUCUAAUGAUCAACAAGAGCAGAUUGAAGAAAUGUUUGGCCGGUUAGUGAGAAGCGAAGAUGCCAAAAAUGUCAUACUCGAGAAAGUUGAUGAGGAAAGUGAGGAGGAUUUUAGGCACAGAAGAUUUAUAAAGAUGUGUAUUACACAUACAUUCCUUUUGGAUCGCUUCUUGUGGAAAGAAGCUAAGAAGUGGGAUUUAAAAGGCCUACAGCUGCAGAUAUCAGGUAACAAAGAGAUAGAUGAAAUCAAACAGUUUCGAUAUGCUGAAUUUUUCUUUGGUUUGUCAAUAAUUUGGUUCAAAACACGAUGCGCCAAAAAUCCAAAAAAUCCCGUUCAAGUACUUUUUACGAAUGUUGGAGAAGGUGAUUACAUCAUUGAGAAACUCCAACAUGAGACCGAGGAGGACUUCAGGCUCAGAAGAUUUACAGAAUUGUUUGAGCAGCUUCAUUCCAGUUCCCAAGAAGAUAUUGUGAAUUAUAUUCAAGGCACAAUAUUUCAUGAUCUAGGUUAUGAGCCAAAAAAAGAGGAGAAAAAGGAAGAAAUCCGAUAUGAUGGAAUGCCUCAGUUUGCUCCUCACUUCAUCAAGGUGAAAAUUCCAAACUUACGAGGAGGAGGAGCAACUACUCGAGGAGGUGGAGAUGGAGCAAUUACACAAGGAGGGCAGGGGACAAGUCAACAAUAGAUGAUUUGCAACUGUCACCACGGAAGGAUCGUUCAAAUGACUACUGCAAAUAUGAUGUCGAUAAUGUGGUCAUACUGUUAGCAUUCGACGAAUUUUUACAUGCAGUAGGAUAAUUUCUGUGUCAUCAUUUCACGCCUUACAUUGUCUGUGAUUAAUACUUGGGGUAGGACUCCUACGUUCUUACUGGUAAUUACGCAAAUUAUGUAAGUGUAAAAAGCUGGUUGAACUUGUGACACCACGUUAGCUAGCUAAGUAAUCUUACGGUCAAAUAAUUUCUUGUU